AUGCCUGUGACGCUCGUCCUAGGCUCCCAAUGGGGCGAUGAGGGCAAAGGCAAGCUCGUCGACAUCUUGGCAUCCUCGGCGCAAAUGGUAGCUCGCGCCGCCGGCGGCAACAACGCGGGCCACACCAUUGUGGUCAACGACGUCACCUACGACUUCCACAUCCUGCCCUCCGGCCUGAUCAACCCCUCCUGCCAACUUAACCUGAUCGGAACCGGCUGCGUCGUCCACAUUCCCAGCUUCUUCAAGGAACUCGGCGCUCUCGAAGCCAAGGGCCUUCAAGGCGUUCGCGACCGCAUCCUCAUCUCCGACCGAGCCCAAGUCUGCUUCGACCUACACGGCGUUGUUGAUGGCAUCGCAGAAGACUCGCGCAAGAACAUCGAGGGUGGCAAAGGAGUCAUCGGCACCACACGCAAGGGCAUCGGUCCAUGCUACAGCGACAAGGUGGCCCGCCGCGGCGUUACAUUCUGGAUGCUCGUGAAUGAGGAGCAGAGAUGGGAGCGGCGCCUGCGUGAUCUGGAUGCCAGCUACCGCAAGCUCUACGGCGAUGCCGCCCUAGAAGGCUACAACGUCGAGGAAGAAAUUAAGAAACUACAGGGCUUCCGUGACGAGCUACAACGCUACGUCGUCGACCAGACACCUCUCCUCGCCCAGGCUGUUGGCACCAAGAGUAUCGUCACAGCGACUGCCAACGGCAACCCUCAAUCUCCCAACAUCCUCAUCGAAGGCGCCAACGCCCUGCUACUCGACAUCGACCACGGCACCUACCCGUACGUAACCUCCAGCAACACUGGCCUCGGCGGUGUCUUCACUGGCCUAGCAGGCCUCAGCCCACAAGCCCUUGCAGCCCCCGGUUCCAACAUCGUCGGGGUCGUGAAGGCAUACACCACCCGCGUCGGCUCUGGCCCAUUCCCAACGGAACUCAACGCCGCCAUUUCCCCGGUGGACGCAGAAUACGGCGAACGAUUGCAACGCAUCGGCCGCGAGUUCGGGGUCACGACGGGCCGCAAGCGACGCUGCGGCUGGUUCGACCUCGUGCUUGUACGCUACUCAUCGGCUGUGAACUGCUACACGCAGCUGAACAUCACAAAGCUCGACGUGCUCGAUGACUUCGAGGAGAUCCGCGUCGCCACGGGAUACCGAGUCAACGGCGAGCUCCUGCCCAGUUUCCCCGCAGAUCUGGAUGCCAUGGACAAGAUCCAGAUCGAGUAUAAGACUUUCCCGGGCUGGCGGACACAGACGACUGGAGUGAAGAAGUUCGAGGACCUUCCCCCGCAGGCGAGGGAGUACGUCGAGUACAUUGAGCGCGAAGUCGGUGUGCCCGUCAAGUGGAUUGGCACGGGUCCCAGGAGAGACGAUAUGAUUGUCAGAUGA
Messenger RNA from Exophiala aquamarina CBS 119918, 1371 nucleotides. RefSeq names its product adenylosuccinate synthetase. Lineage: Eukaryota; Fungi; Ascomycota; Eurotiomycetes; Chaetothyriales; Herpotrichiellaceae. Gene Ontology annotation, biological process: IMP metabolic process; 'de novo' AMP biosynthetic process. The record is from RefSeq and is a predicted model, not a curated record. Bases 1 to 1371 code for a protein of 456 amino acids. Gene Ontology annotation, molecular function: GTP binding; adenylosuccinate synthase activity. The transcript has a single exon. Gene Ontology annotation, cellular component: cytoplasm.